AUGGCGGGGCAUGCGGUGGGAGCGCUUUCGAUGGCAGUGGGAAAGUUGCAAGCGAGCAUGGGGGAGGCUUAUGGGAAGUUGACGGACACACUGAAGCAGAACCUCUCCAUCAUGCAGAGCAUGAACGAGUGCAUGGAGUUCUACAUGACAAGCGGGCUGGCCUUGAGGUUGGAAAGUGCCGGAUGCGGAGAGGAAGGGACGAGGGUGAGGGUAGUAGCAGAGGACAAGAUCAAGUUUCCGAUCAAGAACGUCACAUUUUCACUCACCCUUCAUGACAAGAGUGAGAGUGAGAGUGAGAGUAAGAGUGAGAGGAUAGACGCCUCUGUCUCCUCGUAUGAGUAUGGACCUCUGGUGACCGACCAAGCUAACAAGAGGAGGAAAGUCAUGGAUAACGAUAAACAUGAAGAGAAUAAGACUGAGGCAACUGCGUUGGAGUGGAAAGAAGAUGUGGGUACAUGGAGUUCGACGGCCUUCGACUUGAUGCCAGGAGAGAGCAAGGAGAGUAUUAUCAAGAUACGUCAGAGCUAUCCCAAGUGUUAUGCUCUGCAUUUGACGGCAUCAUUUCCAAGUCCUGGAACAGGAAAUCAGCUUCAAAUCACCAGCACCUUGCAUAUUCCUCUGCUCGCUCAACUCAAGUGCACAUGGUGUGGAAGUGAGGUAGAAGGCGCAAGAGAUGAAGGGGACUCGCUCAACUUCACUGCGUCUGUUGCUGCGAAGCGUUUGAGAGAGGUGUUCAGCAUCCCUGAGAAGGAGGGGAUCCAGAGAGAUGCAUGCGGCACCAUUGCGACGUUCACCGGAAAGACGGUGGCUCGCUUGACAGUUUUGCCGGAUGAAGAUGCAAUGGACCGAGUGCAGAUCAAACUCAAGAUCAUCGAAGAGAUCGAGGAUCAUGGCAAAGAGGCCUUGAGAACAAUCUUCGAAAAAGAGCUACAAUAG
Messenger RNA from Guillardia theta CCMP2712, 936 nucleotides. RefSeq lists its product as hypothetical. The record is from RefSeq and is a predicted model, not a curated record. The transcript is spliced from 7 exons. NCBI's taxonomy places the organism in Eukaryota, Cryptophyceae, Pyrenomonadales, Geminigeraceae. Bases 1 to 936 code for a protein of 311 amino acids.